AUGUCAUCGAUCGAGCUUCAGCCAUCUCCACAUAUCCACAUCCCUAAGAAUCUAUCGGCUGGAGUCCCCGACCUCAGCCAAAUCAAUCAAACGUGGAAAGGAAUAUCCUCGAAUAUCCCCAGUUCCUACACAAUGACGGAAAAGCCUGGUUUCGACACGAUAACUCCAACGGAAGAUAAUUACAUGGACAAGCGAGACCCCGACCCAACCCCAACCGCUUAUUGGCCUUGCCACAGUUACUUCGAAAAAAUGACACCAGCGACCAAGCCAAGUAACGGAGAGUUACCUUCUCCCGGAGCGAACGGACGAGAGCAUCCCCACGAAAUCUUCUUUCUGGAAAUAGCUCAGAGCUCGAAGAUCUCGAACCGAGGCUUUUUCAACCACAAUGGACAGAUUCUCUGCAGUGUGGAUGGCGGCAAGAAUGUCACUGCACUAGUAUCUGGACUUAAUGGUCCUGACAGUCUUGAAAUCUCACAGUCGGUCGGUCGCAUGUUUUGGACGAAUAUGGGGCUUCAUACAUCUAACCAAGACGGCUCGGUGAUGUCGGCAAAUCUCGAUGGGAGCGAUAUAAGGACCGUCAUUCCCGACGGUGCAGUGCACACGCCCAAACAACUGGCUGUCGACGAUCAGAACCGGAAGCUUUACUUUUGCGAUCGUGAGGGCAUGAGUGUUCACCGUUGUGAUUUCGACGGCCAUAACCACGAGAUCCUAGUUCUCCGUGGAGAUUGCAAGAGCAGCGACAAGGAAGAUCAAAUGCGGUGGUGUGUGGGCAUAACCUUGGAUCUCCAGAACGGGAAGUUCUACUGGACACAGAAAGGGAUGAACAGAGGACACAAAGGGCGCAUUUUCCGUGCGAAUAUCGAUAUGCCGUUUGGGGAAAAUGCCCUCUCUCGAUCAGAUAUUGAGACGUUGUUCGUGGGUCUCCCCGAGCCCAUUGACCUGGACUUUGUGUCUGAGACGCAGACAAUUUACUGGACCGAUCGGGGCGAAGAUCCGUAUGGUAAUACCCUGAAUAAGGCGAGAUUUGGAGGUGAGGAGCCCCAAGUACAUAUUUUGGCACGGCAGUUUCAUCAGCCUAUUGGAUUAAAGGUUGAUUCAAUCAACCAGUCCGUCUAUGUCACUGACUUGGGCGGAAGUCUGUAUCGAGUCAGUGUGGAUGGGGGUGGAAAGGAGGUUAUACAUCGUGGAGAUGGGUUUUACACUGGCAUCACUUUUGUGUAA
Molecule: messenger RNA, 1221 nt
Organism: Aspergillus bombycis
Lineage: Eukaryota; Fungi; Ascomycota; Eurotiomycetes; Eurotiales; Aspergillaceae
Product: putative low density lipoprotein receptor
Exons: 1
Coding region: 1-1221 (406 amino acids)
Source: RefSeq, a predicted model, not a curated record